CUCCCCGGCCGGGCGGAGGCGGGGGCCGUGCUGGCGCCGCCGCGGCCCGCUCCGCACGGGGAAGGCAUAACUCCUCCAGCAGACCCAGAAGGAGCUCAUGGCUGUCACAUGGAAUAGCAGAAGGACAGGGACAUCUGUGGAAAAUAGAAAAGAAAAAAUGAAGUAUGUAUUUUUAAUAUUUUUCAUGAAUUUAUUACCACAAUAUGCUGGGAAGUCAUUGAGAAGAGAUGACAGUAACCCAAAACCAUUUGAAGAUAUUAAAAAUGAGAUAGCUGGCUAUACUGAUGUUGCUAAAGCUAUUAUUGAUCUUGCUGUUCAUGGAAAAGCUCAGAACAGAUCCUAUGAAAGAUUAGCAGUUUUUGCUGAUACCAUAGGACCUAGACUCAGUGGUUCGAAAAAUCUAGAUGCAGCCAUCAAGUAUAUGUUCAGUGCUCUGCAGGAAGAUGGGCUGGAAAAUGUGCAUCUGGAGCCUGUGAAAAUACCACACUGGGAAAGAGGAGAAGAGUUUGCAAUGAUGCUGGAACCAAGGAAUCACAGCAUUGCUAUUUUGGGGCUUGGGAGCAGUGUUCCAACUCCUCCAGAAGGAAUUACUGCGGAAGUCAUAGUGGUAGCCUCUUUUGAUGAACUGCACAAAAGAGCUCAGGAAGCCAUUGGGAAGAUUGUUGUCUACAAUGAACCUUUCAUCAGUUAUGGUGAAACAGUGCGAUACAGAUCGCAGGGAGCAGUGGAAGCUGCUAAAGUUGGAGCAGUGGCAUCCCUCAUUAGAUCCAUUGCUUCUUUUUCUAUUCAUAGAACAAUCUCUCCAGUAUAUAAGAAAUCCAACAGAGAACAUACUACAAGGCCAAAGAAGACCAAGGAGUACUUUGACCCAGUCUGGAGACUGUUAACAAGGACACAUACUUGGUCAAGUUCUCUUUUUGGGCUCAAUUCAGCAUCUUAUCUGACCCCACAUACUGGGUGGCAGAGUUACCACCCUGAUGUGCCCCGCAUUCCCACUGCUUGCAUCUCGGUGGAAGAUGCUGAAAUGAUGUCACGAAUGUCUUUACGAGGAACUAAAAUCGUUGUGCACCUGAAGAUGGGGGCUAAGACCUAUCCAGACUCUCCUUCCUUUAACACUGUGGCAGAGAUAGUUGGAAGCAAGUACCCGGAGCAGAUUGUAUUGGUCAGUGGACAUCUGGACAGCUGGGAUGUUGGGCAGGGAGCUAUGGAUGACGGUGGUGGAGCAUUUAUAUCAUGGGAAGCAUUAUCACUCAUUAAGGAUCUGGGACUUCGUCCAAAAAGGACUCUGCGCUUGGUGCUAUGGACGGCAGAAGAGCAAGGAGGAAUAGGUGCCCAGCAAUACUACCAGUUGCACAAGGAAAAUAUUUCCAACUUUGAUAUUGUCAUGGAGUCUGAUGAGGGCACCUUCAAGCCAUCUGGACUGGGGUUUACUGGCAAUGCUAAAGCUCGGGACAUCGUGAAAGAGAUCAUGGCUCUGCUGCAGCCCAUCAAUGUUACGGAUGUUUAUGACAACGCAGAUGGAACGGACAUCGAUUACUGGAUGAGAGACGGCGUUCCCGGUGCCAGCUUGCGUGAUGACCUCAGUAAAUACUUCUGGUUUCAUCAUUCUCAAGGGGACACGAUGACAGUUCAGGAUCCAAACCAGAUGAAUCUCUGUGCUGCUGUUUGGACUGUUGUCUCCUAUGUAAUUGCUGACAUGGAGGAGAUGUUGCCAAGGUAAUAAAACAGUGAGAAAGAAGAUGUCUGUUCUUCAGUAAAGAUUGUGAGUCCACUAAUGCAUGUGGUCUACAGCUGUGGGAAAUUCCAUUUUUCACCCUGAUUUUGUGCAUUAUGAUGUCUGUUUUCCUCAAAGCACAUGCUCUUUAAAACAUUCCUGUUUCUUUUUACUGUUUUGAUAUCUUCUGUUUGUGCUUUUCACUUAAAAUUUCUUCUUUUAAGUACUUUUUAGAUUUCUGGUGAAGGUGUGAUACCUCUUUGACUACGAUAUAAUAAUCAUUUCUAUGCAAAGAUCCUGUGCAGCAGGAAAAAUAUGCCAAAUAAAUUUGUUGCAUCAGAAUAAUUAAUGAAUUGAGUUAGCGUGCACGUUUGUGGGUUUGUUUUCUGUCUUUCACUCUAUGCAUUAGGAUGAUGUACUAUUAAUAAAACAGCUAUUUCUUUUUACUCUCUUAAGAUAAUACUGCAGAUUCUAUAUGGCUUUCAGGUUACAGGACAAAUUAAACUUGACUGUUUUAAUGGUAAUAUGUGGUAAAAUGGUCAAAUAAUGGUCAAAACGCUAAAAUAAUAUGGCUUUUAAUGGUUCGUUCCGCUCCCAUUGUUAAAUCCUACUGAAGCCUUCAUGCGAGGCUCAGAUAAACCAGGACACCGAGGGCAGGAAGCCAACCGCAGGACUCCCAGAUCUCCCGUGUUUCUUCAGGCACCUCCCCAUGGAAAGCUGCGUGUGUCCUUUUCUUUCUGAUGGAAGGCUCACCGUAGUGACAUGCAGAGAAUUUCAUAUGGCAGUUUUUCUCUGAAAUGCCGUGAUGUUUCAGAAAUGACAUCACAGCUGUGAUUUGUGACCUUUACUACGUGCCAGCUGAUAUCCAAACUAAGUGUAAGAGCAGAUUUCGAUUCAGGCUGCUGAAGCCAUUCCCAGCUUCCCUUUCUUGCUGGGGUGCCCGCCCCUGCUGGAAGCCAGGUGAGAGGAUACUCGUACAUACGCACUUUGACGGGGGAAUUAAUCUGGGAAUUUGAUUCUUGCAUACUUUGGGUUUUUUGGGUUUGGGUUUUUUUCCUGCUCAAAGAUUAUGAAUAUUCAGAUGAGUUUCAAGGGUAUCUGUAGAGAAGAUAUAACUGGUGUUGGGGAAUAUUUUAAGGCGUAUGAUUUCUGCUCAUUUCUUUGUGACUUGAUCCCUGCUUGUGCUUUUAAAUUUUACAACAAACAAAUUUACUGAUGUGAAUAACUGCUGCAAUAUAAUCAACACCAAACAACUAACAACACGGAGGAUUAAACCAAACGGCAGGCAAUGCCUGGUGCUGUUAAUCAGUUUUGUAGGUGAGCAAUAGCUGAGUGAUGAGCCAUUCAUUUUUAUAGAAUUAAUAACCAUGGUAUCUGUUUACCAUGAUAAUAGUGGUUUUACAUCAAAUUUAUUAAAUAUUUCAAUUUUCCCUCCAAAUCAUUUCAGGAACAUAAAAGCUGCUUGGAGAUAGUCUGCUCUUUCUUUUAAAGAACCAUUGUUGAAAUAAAGUUAGCAAAAAUUUCCUCUGCUUUCAAGGCAUGGUGCCUGUGCUUGUUUUUUCUGAUGUGCUUGACAAGAGCAUAGCUGGUGAUGCACACCACUGACAGAUCCUCAGCUGUCUCUAAAUCCAGCCUUUUGACCUUCACAGAACAUUCCUGACUGUUUCCUGAACCGCGUUCCACAUCUUUUUCCCUCAAGGUAUGCCACUUUGUACGCCAGAUAUUCCGAAGGGUUUUCCAUGGAGUUACAGUUAUUGUUACAAAUCUUAACGUGUGCUAACUUGGAAACGAGAUUUAUUUGUGUUUUUCUCCAAUGCCUCAAGUCAAAUGGAGAAUCUCUGGAGCCAAGAAUACCCUCCGUAGAGGAGAACGCUGCGGUACGCCCGUGGUGCCACAGCACAUCCCAAGAUCUGCUCGUUGGCUCCUAGGCUACGUAACAUAGGCUGUAAGACCGUGAUGCCCCUGAAGAAAAUUUAACCUUUGCAACAAUUUCAGAUACACAGUUCUGGAGAGAAGCUCUGCAGAGUGGAUUUGGAAAAAAAGGUUAUAAAUCCAAAAUCGCCAUCUUAUUUUUUUAUAAAUAGUGAAAUUAAAAAUCUUUCAGGUCUCAAAUUGAAACCCAAAGAUCUUUUUA
Messenger RNA from Chroicocephalus ridibundus (black-headed gull), 3848 nucleotides. RefSeq names its product carboxypeptidase Q (gene CPQ). Bases 98 to 1720 code for a protein of 540 amino acids. Lineage: Eukaryota; Metazoa; Chordata; Aves; Charadriiformes; Laridae. Gene Ontology annotation, biological process: proteolysis; peptide catabolic process; thyroid hormone generation. The transcript is spliced from 10 exons. Gene Ontology annotation, molecular function: metallodipeptidase activity. The record is from RefSeq and is a predicted model, not a curated record.